AUGAAGAAGCUGUGGGAAGAGUUGAAUACCUUGAAUACCCAUGCUCAAUGCAAAUGCCAGUGUACAUGUGGUGCCAAGGCGAGCAGGCACAAGGCUGAGCAGGACAGGAGGUUAAUUCAGUUUCUAAUGGGAUUAAAUGAAGUUUACACUGCUGUCAGGGGAAGCAUUCUGAUGAUGAACCCCUUACCUUCCUUAGCACAAGCAUUUGCGAUUCUCAUCCAAGAGGAGAAACAAAGGGAGAUGAAACCAAAUAAUCAAUUGAUGAUUGACUCUAGUGCUUUGAGUGUGAACAGGGCAGCAAACAACAACUUCAGAACCAGUUAUAGUCAACAAGGAAAUGGAUCUGGAGGGAGCUCCUACACAAACUACAACCAGUCAAGUGGGACUGAGGGCAAUAGCUUCAGGGGAAAUUAUCCUACAAAUAGACCACGUCCAGUCUGUGACUAUUGCAAGAAGCCAGGGCACACCAAUGAUAGGUGCUACAAGCUCCAUGGUUACCCACAAGACUCUAAGUUCAAUAAGGGAAAACGAGUAGCUGCAAAUGUGUUUGGAGAUUAUGGUGACAAGGUUGCUGGCAUAGGAGAUGGGGAAAGGCCACAGACUAAAGAAGAAGGACGAACUGGAAGUGCAGAAGACAGUUCUGAGAUGAAGGCUGGAGCAGUAAAUUUUGCAGGUAUUUCAGCUUGCUCUACUUCUCUUGAUUCUAGUGUUCAUUCAUAUGAAUGUUUUAAACCAAAUGCUGACUCUUGGAUACUUGAUUCCGGGGCCACAAAUCACAUGACAUACAACAAAUCCAUUCUAAGUAAUAUCAAAACCUUAGUUUGUCCUUUUCUAGUUACACUGCCUGAUGGAUAUAAAGUGAAGGCCCCUUCACUGAAGAGGACUCUGGAGAUUGGUAAGGCUUCUGAUGGCCUAUACUAUCAAAUUUCAGAACUCUGCAAGAAUGUUGCAAUCCCUACUCAAAUUCCUACUCAAGUUUCAUCUAUAUACCUGAUAAGAAUAAUUUCAUUUGAAGAGGCAGUUGUAAGCCCUGCAUGGCAGUCAGCCAUGAAUCAAGAGUUUGAGGCUUUGAUUGCUAACAAUACAUGGAGUCAUGUACCAUUGCCAGUUGGUAAGAGUGCAGUAGGGUGUAAGUGA
Nicotiana attenuata is the source of this 1137-nucleotide messenger RNA. RefSeq lists its product as uncharacterized. The transcript has 4 exons. Bases 1 to 1137 code for a protein of 378 amino acids. NCBI's taxonomy places the organism in Eukaryota, Viridiplantae, Streptophyta, Magnoliopsida, Solanales, Solanaceae. The record is from RefSeq and is a predicted model, not a curated record.